This is a messenger RNA of Megalobrama amblycephala (Wuchang bream), 3438 nucleotides long. It is a transcript of the gene pdgfbb, whose product is annotated as platelet-derived growth factor beta polypeptide b. The record is from RefSeq and is a predicted model, not a curated record. Gene Ontology annotation, molecular function: platelet-derived growth factor receptor binding; growth factor activity. Gene Ontology annotation, cellular component: membrane. The transcript is spliced from 7 exons. The coding region runs from base 812 to 2299 and encodes 495 amino acids. Lineage: Eukaryota; Metazoa; Chordata; Actinopteri; Cypriniformes; Xenocyprididae. Gene Ontology annotation, biological process: platelet-derived growth factor receptor signaling pathway; positive regulation of cell population proliferation; positive regulation of cell migration.
ACAGACCCCUGAAAUCCUCCUCAGAGCCACAGUCCCAUAAUCAACACCGCACAGACAGCUCGCGCGGGGCCGUGCACGCGCUGGACAUUGAUAAGAAAACUGCAAGACCAGGAGUUUUAAUUUAACUUCCAUUAAUGUCGCUUUCAUUAGGGGCAAUGCAAAGACGAAGGGACCCUCGUGUACUACACAUGGAGCAUCUUGGAUUGGAAAGACUUUUUUAUAUAUAACUUUUCUAUAUAUUUAAUCAACGGUGAUGUGGAGUUAAUAGUGAUAUUUUGUACCAAACAAAGGGACCGCACGCGCACCACUUUAUAGGCCUAUUAUAAAAUACGUUUUUUAUUUUAAAAAAAGAAAAAAAAAAAGUCCUGAUAAAACAUUUUGAAUUACUUUUUUAAAAUUGACAUGACUGAACAGGUAUUUUAGACGACCGUUUUCUCAGAUAAUAUUAAGAGACGUCUUUAUUGGACUGGAGCAUGUAAAUCAAUGAUUAAAUAAACGCCAUCUGAGGAAUCCGGAAUUUUGGUGCUUCGCCUGGAAGAAAAACUCUUCACUUUAAUCCGCAAACUGCCUUUCAAAGGACUUCAAAUGGGCCACUUGCUCCUCAGAAGAGAGACUCAUUCUGCCGUGGAGGGCAAUUUGAAUGUUUGCGCACUGAGAGGAAUGUCGAGCCUGCAGAGCCGCUGAGGGACUCGAACUGCUGCUUAAUUAACCCGAUAUUUGCUCGCGAGUCGGAGUCCAGUGCUGAGCGUCUCGUGCGAGUCUCUCUAAAUGCGCGCUGUCCCGCGGAGCCCCGCAGCGGCACGGCAGCAAGAUGAGAUCGCGGAUCCCGCUACUUCUCGCGGUACUUGCGGCGGCGUGUCUGCGGUUUGGCAGUGCGGAGGCCGAUCCUCUCCCGGCCGCUGUGGUUGAGUUGGUGAAGGGUGGAUCUGUAUCUUCUAUUCAGGACCUGCAGUUUCUACUGUUCUCUGAAUCCAUAGAGGUUGAGCCAGACAUUCAUCAUGAAAACGACACCAGCAACCGUCUGCCACGGAGUCUUCUGGAUGCUCAGCCGGCUCAGCAAGCCAUCUGUAAGAUCAGGACUGAGGUCAUCGAGGUCACCCGCUCCAUGUUGGACCGUAGCAAUGCAAAUUUCCUGUUGUGGCCUCCGUGCGUGGAGGUGCAGAGGUGUUCAGGCUGCUGUAACACCAAGACCCUGCAGUGUGUUCCUGUACUCACACACACAAGAUACCUACAGGUGAUGAAGAUACAGUACGUGAACAAGCGGCCGCUCUAUGAUAAGGCCGUCGUCUCCGUCAUUGACCAUGUAGAGUGCCGCUGUCAGCCGGCUCCUCGGCCUGCGCAGCGUCGGAAAUCAUCCGGCCAAAAACUGGAUGCACGGGAUCGUUCGGGGAAAACUCGACCUAAAGUUGAGCUCCAUAGCAGGGAUGAACUCAAACACAACCAGAGGUUAAGCCUGGAUGACCUGUUCAGCCACAGCUGGCUGCCCAAAGAGAGGUUCUCUGAAUCGGGAGCACCAGACACUUUCCAUUUCGGCCAUGAUGGCUGGGAUCGGAACGAGACUCAGUAUGGAGGGGGCAAAGGUCAUCAUCGUCACCCUACAGACAGGAGGAGACACAGCAACACGAAUGGCACGUCAACACAGGGAACGAUGGCUCCACUGCCGAAUCAUACCGAGCAGGAAGAAACUAUUUCGUCACUGCACAAUGUUACUCAGUUCGAAUCACAGAGUAAUGCCAACCAAAGUACAACCAAUCAGACAUCAGAAUAUAAUAUGGGUCCAUUGGAAUUAACCAAUCAGACUUUUAAGCACCAGUCAAAUCUCACACAAGAAAUCGAAAAAUUGCAAACAACCAAUCAGACAGAGCAACUUGCUUUCAAUGCCACAGAAACAGCAAGUCAGAAUCUGGGAGAUGUAGAGGAGAACGGUCAGAAAGUGAGAGGUGAGACCUCAGACGUAGAGGUGAAGGAGGAGGAGCGAGAGCAGAGACAAAUGGACAGAAAGGCCAAGGAGCAGGAGAUGGAAGACUUGCUGCUACAACACAAACUCCUAGAGGAGCAGAAACACAAACAUCACCUCAAAAUACAACAGACGAAUAGACAGCCGGACGAGAAACUACAGCAGCUCCAUCAUAAACAACAACACACUUAUACAACCACACAACGGACAGGAACUACAUCUCCUCCUCUGCAACAUCUCCCUGCACACAAACCUCACAGGCCACCUCCUCACCCCCCGAAAAGGAAGAGAAAACAACGUAAUCGUAUCAGCAAGUCUGCAAUGAGAGCCCUUCUCAUGUAACACAAACACAGAUAGAUGUUCAGAUGGAAGUCAUUUCACCCAUAUGAGUUCUUAUUUAUGUAACCGGUGUGUCCAGGGACAUUAAGAGUUGCGGCACUAAUCACUUUUCGAAGAACAUCUGCAACUCACCUCUCUCCUUCUCUGCUCAAAGUCAUGAGGAAAGGGACAGUCCUGACACAGAAGAUGCUUGCAUGGAGUAUUGUUGCAGGUUCUCUUGCACCUGCUGAAGAUUCCCUGUGCUCCAGUUGGCUCUUUGAAAGGACAUUCAGCCUUCUAGCUCCAAAAAUCCUAGAAGUGGGACUUGAGAACCAUGUAAACAUGAAACAUCUUUUGAACACUGAUCAGACUAAUAGUAUUAUGCUGGGUCAGUAUGUAGUGGUAAACAGCUUGUUCAGCACAGAACUAGUAAAAGGUGGAAGAGAAUAGCCUGAAAAAAAACUAUAUUUCCCAUGAUCCACUUACCUUAAGAGAGAACCAGUAGUUAUAUCUGUGCUACAUCUUUUACCUUUCUUUUUGAAUCACCCAAAAAAGCGGUUGCCGUUUUCAGUUCUGUUGUGGAAUCAGUGGUGAAAAUGAGGCUUGGAUUUCAUGAAGCAUCAUUUUUCCUCUGGUCAAGGAUUUUCAAAAAGAAGUCUUUAAAAAAGCACACUAUUUCCAGGGAUGCACUCGAAACAUGUUAUUUUAUGCCGUAUUUCAAACUAUGUGCUUUUACCUAAAACAUACCGAGACAGAAAACGCUUGAACAACUUUGUAUUUUAAUAUAUUACCAGUCAAGUUGUUUGCAGUAUCAUUAGUUAUUAUUUAAGCGAUUCUUAACACUGGAAAUUCACACAGGAUAAAGCAAGGGAAUGCAUUUCUGUCUCAAUUAAUUCCUCAGACCUCUAAGAGUGUAAAGGUGCUACGUUAUAACACAAAGCAGUAAGAGUUUUAUUCAUUAAUAUUAUUUAUUCUUUUGUAAAUCUGUUCUGUUCACAGCAGGCCCAGUGUUUCAUCAAAGUCUUACAACACCAGAAGACCAAAAUGUGGAUUAUUUUUUAGUAUGUUCAUGUACAGAUGGUCUGUUUUGGAUCUUUACUAAACCUUGCAGAUUGUGCAGAAUUUGCACUCUUUUUAUAUUAAGAAUAAAAUUUAAACACUAA